Brenthis ino (lesser marbled fritillary) is the source of this 3675-nucleotide messenger RNA. The record is from the annotation of a GenBank genome assembly. NCBI's taxonomy places the organism in Eukaryota, Metazoa, Arthropoda, Insecta, Lepidoptera, Nymphalidae.
AUGUCGGUUAGUGAAAUAGUAAAAUCAGUGGGCGAUUCAUGGAUUAUAUGUCGCUCUAAAACAUAUUCAGGUCGCAUUUAUUAUUUUAAUACUUUUAGUGGUAAAGCAGUAUGGAAUUUAAGUGAGCCUGAGAUGGAGAAAGCAAAAAAGAUGACAAAAGUUUUAGAAAAUCAGCCACACUUUUUCAAUGACAAUUGUCCAGAACCUUCAGAAUCUCCACAAGAUAAUCAAAUUGUACAAUCUACAAGUAAACAAGAACAACCAAGCAGUAAAAUUAUCCCUUCAAAUGUUUAUAAUGAACAAAUAAUUAAUAAUAGAUUCCCCAAACUUAACUCUAUACAAUUUACUCCCUACAAUCAAUUAACUCCUGUACAAUUUAAUAUACCUGUUACCCCUUUUUAUUCUGGAAUAGGGAAUGUUACCGCUCAACCCAUAAUUGUUAAUCCUGCUAAUGUCAACCAAUCCCACCCUGUGAUUAAUAAUUUUGGUUAUGUUCCAACGAAAACAUCUAUACCUUUGUCUAAUCGUUUUAAAAGUCUUAGUGAAGAACAUACUCAAUCAAAUAUAUUGCAAACAAAGGCUUUUUACAGUAAAAGUAACACAAAUGGCUAUACUAGAAAAACCAGACAUGGAUUCUCAAAAAAAUAUUUUCAUAGAAAUAAAAAUAAUCCUGCUCAUAAUAAUGACUUAAGAAUGCUGUUGACAUCCAAAAGAAGGAGUUUUACCAAAAAAGAAAUUGAAGGUUGUACAAUUGAACAUUAUGAAGAAAAGUCAGGUAGCAGUUUACAUGUGCCAUAUAAUUUAAGGAGUAAUGUAAUGGAUGACAAUGAUGAUGAUUAUUGGUUAGAAGAAAAUAUGCAUUAUCAAACAUCUAUGGAGGCAAUCAAUACAACUUUGAGAAAUAUCUUACAAGUGAAUAAUUUUGAACCUUGGUAUAUUGUAACAGAUUCUAAUGUCUUCUUAAACCACGUUAAUUUCAUCAAUUUUUUAAUGAAAUCUGAUACUAAAUGUCGGUUAUUGAUACCACGAAUAGUAAUGAACAAAUUACAAAAUGCUACAAAUUCACGUCUUCGUACUCAAGCACAUAGAGCUGCUUAUUUUAUAUCUCAGAAAGUUGACAACAAUUAUGCCAUUAUAGAUGAUGGUGACACAAAUGAAAAUGUUAAUUAUAAAGAUGCUAUCCUCAAGUGUUGUUUAAAAUUGAUAGAACAAGGCAAUCGUGUUGUGCUUUUAACUGAUGAUAUAGAAUUACACAGUUGUGAAAGCAGCAUCUCAAUAUAUACAGUAAUGGAAGUUAAAAGAAUGUUAAAUAAUCCUACACUACAUGAAAUAAUACCUAAGAGCCCUGAAAAUUUAUCAUCGAAAGCAAAUCGAAAUAUAAAAAUUACUAUUCCAAAUGAUAAUAGUACAAUUAACUUGAAAGAAACUGAAACUAUAGAUGUAAACGCCGGUAUAGAAGAUAACAGUGUGUUCUUUCAAACAGAAGCAUUGCCUAGUGUAUGUAAAGGAUUAACAAAUGCAUGCUUAAAAAAUAUUUCAAAUGAACAAAAUCUAUUAAUUGAAAAGGAAAUUGAUGAUGUUGGAGUACACACAGAUUCAAUAGAACUUGAUACUAGAGAGGAAAAUCCUAACAUAAACACAUGGCAAGAUGUUGCGAACCAAACCAGUUGUAAUACUGAAUUUAAUAAAAAAAAAGGAAUCAAGUUAAAACGUCAGUCAUCAUUUGAUAUUGCUUCGAAAUCCAAUAAUAGUACAAAGAAACAAUUCAAAUGGCGUAAGAGACGAACAAAAUCUAGUUUGUCGAUGGUUUCCGAAACUUCUGUAACUGAAGAUGAUCAAACUAUUGAUGAUAUCAUUAACAAAGAAACAGAAUCUAAUGCUAAUAAAUUAUCACCUAACUUCUUUCGUUGUACUGAAUCUAUGGGAUCCAUUUUUUAUGGCAACAAUCAAAAUGAUAGUGAAACGAGCAGCUUCGUAAAUAGGAAUGUACCUGAGAAUUUUAAUGUAAAAAGAACACCAACAGUAAUUCCAAAUAAUGAAAAUACUAAAGAGAUAGUUUCAGAAAGCAAAAAGUACGAAGAUGUUAAUGACGAUGGUCAUGUCAUGUUUGUUGUUACAAGUCAAGCUAUGGAAAAUAAUUUGAAAAUAAAAUGCGACGAAUGGAUAUCUCGAUUCGUUCAAAUAAUGGAGGAAGUUUUAACUCAAGUGUUGCAAAUAGAUCCGCCAUAUGUUCUAGACACUAUGCCUCCGCCAUGGAAUAUAUAUGAAGCAGUAGAAUGUGUGAAACGAAAAUUUAGCAAUAUUAACGACGUAAUUGACGCUGCUACCAAAUUAUCUGAUGUUCUAUUUGAAAUUGGUGGUUUAAGAGGUAAAAUUAAAGCUGAUAUAAGUCCGAAUAAAUAUAUGGAAAUGUAUAGCUAUGGAGUGUACUUAAUUGAUACAUUGCAGGGUUCUUUGAGCAAUGUUGAAGAUCUACAUAUAGCAGAGCAAUCUCUAUCAAAGUUAUUACGAGAUAUUCAAGAUCCGCACUUAGAUCCGAGUAAUCAAGAUUUGUUUGGUGAUAUUAGUACAGACUGUCAGAAAUCUCAAAUUGAAGAAAGUGUUAGAAAUACAUCCAUCGAAACGGUUGAACCUAAUAUUGAUAAUAAAAAUACAAGCGGGCAAACUGAAUAUAGCAGCCCUACAACGAAAAGUUCUAACUAUACAGCCAGUCCGUCCACUAAAGUAUACCAUCUCAGGUCACAUAGAAAGAAGAAAUUAUUGCAGGAAAUGGAAGAUAUCGGUAAUGAAGUUACAUUUAUUCGAAAUAUUGACCUCGAGGCGUCUUUCUUUACCAGUUUACACCUAAAGAAAAAUCCUGUUGCAAACGAAAAUAUUGAAAUUCUAGAUACGGUUGUAGAUGAACUACCACAAAUCAAUGAAAAUGAUAUUGAAAGUUUAAAAACAGAUAACAAUUUAAUAACAAAUGAUAAUCAAAAGGAACUUUCAUCUGAAGAUAAUAAAGUUAAUAGUGAACCGAAAAUUAUCAGAAAUUUUACAAAGUGUUUUGAAUUUGAAGAGAAAUUAAAGAAUAUUCCCGAAGGGGAUUUAGAACAAGAUAAUUGGUACAGUCAAAGUGAAUCAGAUUAUGCAGUUGAUGAAGAACUAGAGAAUGAAGGUGAUGAGUUUUUCUAUGAGAAUCAUUACGAUGAUUAUGAAUAUAAUGAUCAAAUGUAUGAUAGUAAUAAUGAUGAUAACGAAUCGGGGGCCGUUAAUGAUUUGCAAUGUGAAAAUAACGAGAAUUUAGAAAAGAAGGAUGUCAACUUCAAAUUUACUAUGGGAAAAAUAGAGGAUAACAUUAAAAAAACGUUUUUAGCUAUUCAUGGGUUUUGUGUAAAAUCCUGUGAAACAUUAAGUUCUUCAGAUGACAGCGUACAAAAGACAAACAUACAAGAACUAGCUGAAAAAACAUUUUCACAUGUAAAUAGCUUAUGCGAUGCACUAAGUAGUAUUUUAAGCAGAGAAACAAGCGACUGCUUGUACAGAAUACAAGAACUUUUGAGAAUGGACAAUAUAAACGAAAAUGUAAUACAUGACCUGGAUCUUGAGGGAUACAGGAAUUUCAUCAGGAAAUGUUUGGAAAAAGGAACGAUUUUAAAGGAUUCCGUCAAAUUAGUGAUAGAAGCAAGUAAAGAA